AGCACUACAUAGGUAGGCUGGUUGUGUCUUGUUGGUUGUCUCUAUCGAGCAAGAGCGACACAAACUUGAACGUCCUGACUGCAAAGAUGGUGCUGAAAGCUGUCUGUGUGUUGAAAGGAGCCGGAGACACCACCGGGACCGUGUUUUUUGAGCAGGAGAAUGAUUCAGACCCGGUGAAGCUGACAGGAGAAAUCUUUGGCCUUACUCCCGGUGAGCAUGGUUUCCAUGUCCAUGCUUUUGGAGACAAUACGAACGGGUGCAUCAGUGCAGGCCCUCACUUCAAUCCCCACGGCAAGGAUCAUGCCGGUCCUACUGAUGAACUGAGGCAUGUUGGAGACCUGGGGAAUGUGACUGCAAAUGCAGAAAAUGUUGCCAAGCUAGACUUCACGGACAAAGUAAUCACCCUUGCUGGCCCUCACUCCAUCAUUGGCAGAACCAUGGUGAUCCACGAGAAGAAAGACGACCUGGGAAAAGGAGGCAAUGACGAGAGUCUAAAGACGGGCAAUGCUGGUGCACGUCUGGCCUGCGGUGUCAUCGGCAUCGCCCAGUAAACACUCUGUUAGAACUUGCAGCACUGGAAACAACUUUUUCCCCACAGCACUUAAUAAGACCAACAUAGCUACUUAAUGUGACGUUUGUCCUUUUCAAUACUCUGUGGCAUUUUAUUGACUAGUCUAGAGAGUAGUUGAGCCAUGCUUUACCUGGUCUGUUCCUCAUAACAAUUGUAUGUAUGGAUUUAUAUGUCUGCUGAUUUCGUUUUGGUCCCAAAGAAUUUGUAACGCACAAGUAAUAAACAGAUGUACACAAGUUCUCAGUUAAUCUGAA
Messenger RNA from Sebastes umbrosus (honeycomb rockfish), 825 nucleotides. It is a transcript of the gene sod1, whose product is annotated as superoxide dismutase 1, soluble. Gene Ontology annotation, biological process: removal of superoxide radicals. Gene Ontology annotation, molecular function: superoxide dismutase activity; copper ion binding. Gene Ontology annotation, cellular component: cytosol; mitochondrion; nucleus. NCBI's taxonomy places the organism in Eukaryota, Metazoa, Chordata, Actinopteri, Perciformes, Sebastidae. The record is from RefSeq and is a predicted model, not a curated record. The coding region runs from base 87 to 551 and encodes 154 amino acids. The transcript has 5 exons.